AUGUAUGGAGAUUCGGAUAGCAGUACUGAUGAUGAACUUCCAUCAGCUCCAAAUAGAUUCCAACCCGGGGUACGACCUGCUGGGAAUGGAAGGUCUGCAAUGCCUGGGUCUGCUCCCUUAGCUAGGAUGCAUGCUGAUAUGGAAGUUCAAAUUCACGCUAUUGAACAAGAAGCAUAUACUUCUGUUUUGCGGGCAUUUAAAGCUCAAUCAGAUGCCAUCACCUGGGAAAAGGAAAGCUUAAUUACAGAACUCAGGAAAGAGUUGAGAGUAUCAAAUGAGGAGCAUAGGGAACUUCUAUCCAGGGUCAAUGCCGAUGAUAACAUCCGAAGGAUGAGGGAAUGGAGAAAGAUGAGUGGAAGUCAACCAGGCGCACAAAAUACUUCCCAGCUUGGGCACGAUCAUGUUCCUAGUCCAUCGGUUUCUGGAUCACGCAAGAAACAGAAAUUGUCACAAUCAGUUGGCUCGUUAUCCAUGGGUGGCCCUCCUGCAUUGCACCCACCUAUACAAGCAUCUACAUCAGCCGUAAGACGAGGUCCUCACCCUGCAUCUAAGAACAAGAAGCCCCAGCCUUCUAUGCAGUAUCCAUCUACGAGCUUAGGUUCUCGCAGGGGCCAAGUCGCUACUAGAGGACCUUCUGCUGCAUUCCCAGCCAAUGGGCUUGCAGAGGCUCCCCAGUUUGAUCUGAUUGGAAGAAAAGUUUGGACUCGUUGGCCUGAAGACAAUAGUUUCUAUGAAGCUCUUAUCACUGACUACAAACCAGAGGAUGGUACGCAUGCUUUGGUAUAUGAUAUGUUCACUCUUAAUGAAACAUGGGAACGGGUCAAUCUCAAAGAGAUACCUCCUGAAGACAUUAGGUGGGAAAGCGAAGAUCCUUCCAUCUUCCGCAAAGGUGGUCGUCCUGGACCUGGACCGAACAAGAAGUCCAUGCCGCGUGUUGGUGGUCCCCCUGGAAGAGGUAGAGGGCCCACCACGAAGGGGCCUAAGAAAGAUCAUCUUCUGCCAUUACAGAACGGCACUCGUAAAAAGGUUGUGGGCGAUAUCGAGAUACUUCACACUGAUACCCUAAUAAAAGAGGUUGAGAAGGUCUUUGGUUCCAACUUUCCUGACCCUAUGGAGAUCGAAAAAGCAAAGAAAGUGCUUAAAGAUCAUGAACAAGCUCUUGUAGAAGCAAUCGCAAGGCUUGAAGAUGCUUCAGAUGGUGAAAGUGAUGGGGGAAGAACACAAGUUUCCCGUGGACAAUCAUUGGAUCAAGAACGAUCGAGAAAACAGGUGUACAACAAUAGUCGCCCUCUGGAAGGGAACAAAGAGGGUCAAGGAGGAUAG
This is a messenger RNA of Linum trigynum, 1323 nucleotides long. Lineage: Eukaryota; Viridiplantae; Streptophyta; Magnoliopsida; Malpighiales; Linaceae. The record is from the annotation of a GenBank genome assembly.